ACCCACAGCCUCUGGUUCGUGCUUUUCUUCUUCUCUCCCUCCACGUUAUUUUCUUCUCAUUUUGGCUCUUGUUGAGUUGUGAUUGAGAACGAUUCUUGCAAACUGUUAUCCAGUCUCCUGCGAGCUACAAAAAUGGUGAGGCCAUAUGCAGUGAAGGGAAAGAAGCGAAGGAAGAGGGAAGAUAAAUAUGACAGAGUAGAAGAAGCAGAAGAAGCGUCAGAACCAGAAGAAACAGAGGCUUCACAGCCAGAGGACGUUAACAAGGGAGCUAUGGUUGAGAAACAGAGUAAUGGAAACGAAGGAGAAGAAAAAGUGGGUAACCCAAUUGAACUUGAGGGUAUUCCAAUAACCCCAGUAGGACUUAGAACCAAGAACGGACCUGGGGCCAUCUUCAUCCUUGAGAGAGCUUCUUUGGAAGUUGCCAAAGUUGGAAAGACUUAUCAGCUAUUGAAUUCUGAUGAUCACUCAAAUUUCUUGCGGAAGAACAACAGAGAUCCUGCUCUUUACAGGCCCGAUAUUGUUCAUCAGGCUCUACUUAUGGUUUUGGAUAGCCCAAUUAAUAAGGCUGGGAAGUUGCGAAAUGUGUACGUGAGAACUGCAGCAGGUGUUCUUAUUGAAAUUAAGCCACAUGUUCGUAUCCCAAGGACAUUUAAGCGGUUCUGUGGUGUCAUGUUGCAACUGCUACAAAAACUGAGUAUUUCUGCUGUUGGUAAGCGUGAGAAACUUAUGCGUGUGAUAAAGAACCCUGUGACACAGUAUUUACCUGUCAACUCUCGCAAAAUAGGCUUCUCGUACAGUUCGGAAAAAUUAGUUAGCAUACAGAAUUAUGUUGCUGCUGCUGAAAACAAUAGAGACUUUGUUUUUGUGGUUGGUGCGAUGGCUCAUGGAAAAGUGGAGACAGACUAUACUGAUGAUUUUAUAUCAAUCUCUGGUUAUCCCUUGAGUGCUGCAUUUUGUAUUUCGAUGAUUUGCCAAGCAUUGGCGGGAAAGUGGGAUAUUUUGUGAACCAUUCUUCUGGUUUUAGUCUGAAUCUUAGCACUUAAUGUUAUUCUUAUCUAUGUGAUGCAUAAUCUUUCAGGCUCAUUGCUUUUAGGGUUUUUGGAAGUGUUUGUAUCAGAUUAUGUUCUAGCUCUGUCUAUUAUUUGAUGAAAUUUUGAGGGUUAUGGUGGAAAUUUAUACAUAUUUUCCUCUGUAAAUUAACUAAUGGUCAACCACAUAUAGCCUCCAAAUUAUCUGGAAAUUUUCAAGUUGAUACAUGAUCUGUAGAUAUUUUACAA
Prunus dulcis (almond) is the source of this 1277-nucleotide messenger RNA. RefSeq names its product ribosomal RNA small subunit methyltransferase nep-1-like. The record is from RefSeq and is a predicted model, not a curated record. Gene Ontology annotation, molecular function: rRNA (pseudouridine) methyltransferase activity; rRNA binding. Gene Ontology annotation, cellular component: small-subunit processome; nucleolus. Bases 133 to 1005 code for a protein of 290 amino acids. The transcript is spliced from 8 exons. Gene Ontology annotation, biological process: rRNA base methylation. Lineage: Eukaryota; Viridiplantae; Streptophyta; Magnoliopsida; Rosales; Rosaceae.